Messenger RNA from Aureobasidium namibiae CBS 147.97, 213 nucleotides. RefSeq lists its product as uncharacterized. The record is from RefSeq and is a predicted model, not a curated record. Lineage: Eukaryota; Fungi; Ascomycota; Dothideomycetes; Dothideales; Saccotheciaceae. Gene Ontology annotation, molecular function: zinc ion binding; DNA-directed RNA polymerase activity; DNA binding. The coding region runs from base 1 to 213 and encodes 70 amino acids. Gene Ontology annotation, biological process: DNA-templated transcription. Gene Ontology annotation, cellular component: RNA polymerase II, core complex; RNA polymerase I complex; RNA polymerase III complex. The transcript has 2 exons.
AUGUCGCAACAACAGACCAACAACAACACUGGCUUCCAGAUCACAAACCAAAACACCUUCGAGGACACCAACCGCAGCGUCAAGUACCUCUGCGGUGACUGCGAUGCCGAAGUCUCGCUCAAGCGCGGCGACCCCAUCCGUUGCAAGGAGUGCGGUUACCGUGUCCUGUACAAGCAGCGCACCAACCGCAUGAUCCAAUUCGAGGCCCGCUAA